This is a messenger RNA of Mucor velutinosus, 1650 nucleotides long. It is a transcript of the gene HEM12, whose product is annotated as Uroporphyrinogen decarboxylase in heme biosynthesis. Gene Ontology annotation, biological process: mitochondrial translation; histidyl-tRNA aminoacylation. The transcript is spliced from 3 exons. Lineage: Eukaryota; Fungi; Mucoromycota; Mucoromycetes; Mucorales; Mucoraceae. Gene Ontology annotation, cellular component: cytosol; cytoplasm; mitochondrion. Bases 1 to 1650 code for a protein of 549 amino acids. Gene Ontology annotation, molecular function: histidine-tRNA ligase activity; ATP binding; RNA binding. The record is from RefSeq and is a predicted model, not a curated record.
AUGGCUACUCAACAACAAGAAGCAGGUCUCAAAGAGCAGCUUGCUCAAAGCAUCGAAGCACAAGGACUCAAAGUGCGUCAAUUAAAGUCUGCCAAAGCUGACAAGGCUGAAAUCGAUCAAGAGGUUCAAAAUUUACUCGCUCUCAAAAAGGAAUUGGCUCUGCUUGAAGGUGCCGACCCUGCCAAAAAGUCUAGCAAGCCUGCCAAAUCCAGCUUUACAUUAAAGACUGCCAAGGGUACCAAAGAUUAUAACGACAAAGACAUGGCCAUCCGUGAAAAGGUAUUCAGCACCAUUACCAAAGUCUUCAAGAAGCACGGUGCUGUCACUAUCGAUACUCCUGUCUUUGAACUCAAGGAAAUUCUUGCUGGCAAAUACGGUGAAGACAGUAAAUUGAUUUACGAUUUGGCAGAUCAAGGUGGUGAGGAGUGCUCUCUUCGUUACGAUUUGACCGUUCCCUUUGCCCGUUUCUUGGCUAUGAACGGCAAAGAAUACCAAAACAUCAAGCGUUACCAGAUUGCCAAGGUGUACCGUCGUGAUCAACCAGCCAUGACCAAGGGCCGUAUGAGAGAAUUCUAUCAAUGUGAUUUUGACAUUGCUGGUUCUUAUGACAGCAUGAUUCCUGAUGCAGAAAUCUUGAGAAUUUUGGUGGAAGCUCUUACUAACUUGGAGGUCGGCAAGUUCACUGUCAAGUUGAAUCAUCGCAAGAUUUUGGACGGUAUCUUUGAAGUGUGCGGUGUGCCUGAAGACAACAUUCGUCCCAUUUCAUCUGCUGUCGAUAAGCUCGAUAAAUUGCCUUGGGCCGAUGUCAAGAAGGAGAUGGUGGAAGAGAAGGGAUUAGCAGUUGAGGCAGCUGACAAGAUUGGCGAGUACGUCAAGCACAAGGGCGGUCGUGAUUUACUAGACAUGUUGAAGAAGGAUGAGGUAUUGAUGGCCAAUGCCAGUGCUGCUGCUGGUCUCAAGGACAUGGAGACCUUGUUUGACUACUUGGAAGUUUUUGAGGUCUUGGAUAGAAUGUCCUUUGAUCUCAGUUUGGCCAGAGGUUUAGAUUAUUAUACCGGUAUCAUCUACGAAGCUGUUACUGAAAAGUCUGCUCCUCCCAAGCUUGCUGAAGGUGUCUUGCCCAAGAAGAAGGAGAACGGAGAGUUGGAUGAAUCUACUGUGGGUGUUGGCUCCAUCGCUGCUGGUGGUCGUUACGAUAACUUGGUCGGUAUGUUCUCGGGUAAGAACAAGAAGGGUCAACCCAACCUUCAAAUCCCCUGUGUCGGUGUCUCCAUUGGUGUUGAGCGUGUCUUUUCCAUCCUGAUGUCCAAGCAAAAGGCCGAGGAAAUCAAGAGUAACGAAACCGAGGUGUUGGUUAUUGCUGUAGGUGAUGGUCUUUUGAAGGAGAGAAUGGCUAUUGCCAAGACACUCUGGGAUGCCGAUAUCAAGGCCUCUUACAUGUUCAAGAACAAGCCUAGAUUAGAUAAGCAGUUUGAUGUCUGUGAGAAGGAUAUGAUCCCCUUGGCCAUUAUCAUUGGUAAAGAUGAAUUAGAAAAGGGUGAGGUGCGUAUCAAGGACAUGAGAUCCAAGAACGAAGCUCAAGGUGGCGGUGUCACUAUCCAGCAAGCUGAUAUGGUCAAGGAAGUCAAAGCAAGACUCGAGCAAUUGUAA